AUGGGAGACAGUUCAGAGCGUGUAUGUGAAAUGGAGUUGGAGAGGACGGAGCUGGAGAUGGAUUUGGCGUGUCUGCGAGAUUUGAUCUGUGCCCAGUCGUCGCAGUUGGAAUUAGAGUUAGGAGAGCGUUUUCGACGCAUCCAAUACUCGGAUGCAUCCUCAACGCUGCGGGAAGUGUUGGGGUAUGCCGAGUUGAAGCGGACGGAGAAAAUUUGCGACAUCGAAGUCACUGUGGAGGCGUCCACAACCGCGGACGAAGAAUCUGGAGACGUCUCGGUGGAGUUGGAAUUGGAAUUUCUGGUGGGUGAUUGCUCUUGGCGUCCGGUGUAUGACUGCCGCUUCACGGGUGCGAGGCUGGCACGUUGUGAGGUGGAGUAUUACGCUGAAGUCACGCAGCAGUCGCGACUAGAUUUUCCAGGAGAUGCGGCGAUUUACUUCAGUUCGGGCAAUCCGUCUCGCGAGCGGGAGCCACGUGUGCAGCCAAAGCAAUGGGUGGAUCUGCGGAAGGCGGUGCCGCAGGCGGCACCGCCGCCUAUGCUUAUGGCGGCUGCAGGCUUCGGGGCGGCACCUUUGUCGGCGAGUUGCCGCAAGGUGGCCGUUAGAGAGUGUCGAGCAGGUUUCGGAAACCUGCGUGUGUUGCUUCCUCCAGGUCGUCAAUUGCCACACAAAAUGGGACAGCAACGUGUCGAGCUAGGCACCUUCGAAUUGGCUGCGGAGCUCUUCCACCACGUCGUACUUGCCGACUCUCGCGCCGCGUACCGUGUGUUCUAUCUGCGUAACACCUCGGAAUUUAGCUUCUUGGCCGACGCUGCCACGCGCAUCUAUUUGGAUGGCAGCUUCGUCGGCGAGGGAUGCCUAGGCCAACUCGGCGCGCCUGACGCAGAACUUGUGCUCUACGCAGGCGUCGACGAAGCCGUCAGUGUACACACACUCAAACACGAUGAAGAGUUCCUCUCCAGGGGAGGCAACUUGCUGUUCGGUAAUAACAAACGACAAGCACACGCAACACAACUCGCCAUACACAACACACACGAAGACCACACCACACGGCUUGUCCUAUCAUACGCAUUACCCGCUUCCAAAAAUCAACUUGUCAAAGUCGAAACCGUCAAACUACAAACCUACACCUACGACAACGACAUCCUCGCCGUGCACGCCAACACAACCGAAGCAGGACUCCUCUUCCUCAACGACAAGACCGGUAACGUCGUAGAGUCAUUCGACCUGCCUCCUAAAACCGAAAAAAUUACCAAGGAAUUUAAAUACGUCAUUGAAUUCCCCGCAGACCAAGAUAUCGAAAUUCUGUCAUGA
Molecule: messenger RNA, 1311 nt
Organism: Gregarina niphandrodes
Lineage: Eukaryota; Apicomplexa; Conoidasida; Eugregarinorida; Gregarinidae
Exons: 1
Coding region: 1-1311 (436 amino acids)
Source: RefSeq, a predicted model, not a curated record